GGCAGGCCAAGUUCGCCCAGACCCCGUCCUUCGCUCUCUUCGUCACCCUGAAGAACGUGGUGUGUAAGAUCGGAGAAGAUGCAGAGGUCCUCAUGUCGCUCUACGACCCUGUUGAGUCAAAGUUCAUCAGUGAGAAUUACCUGGUGCGAUGGUCCAGUCAAGGCCUGGUGAAAGAUAUAGACCAGCUCCAUAACCUGAGAUCAGUCUUCACUGACCUUGGCAGUGAGGACUUAAAGAGAGAGAAGAUCAGCUUUGUGUGCCAGAUCGUUAGAGUCGGACGGAUGGAGCUGCGUGACAACAACACCAAGAAGCUGACCUCUGGGCUGAGGAGACCCUUUGGAGUGGCAGUAAUGGAUGUGACUGACAUCAUAACAGGCAAGAUGGAUGAUGAGGACAAGCAGCAUUUCAUCCCUUUCCAGCCGGUGGCUGGGGAGAGCGACUUUCUCCAGACCGUCAUCAACAAGGUCAUCGCUGCCAAGGAGGUCAACCACAAGGGACAAGGUCUGUGGGUGACCCUGAAACUGCUUCCGGGUGAUAUCCAUCAGAUCAGGAAGGACUUCCCUCACCUGGUUGACCGUUCCACAGCCGUGGCCCGCAAGAUGGGCUUCCCAGAGAUCAUCAUGCCAGGUGACGUGCGUAACGAUAUCUACGUAACCCUGGUUCAGGGAGAGUUUGAUAAAGGCAGCAAGUCCACCCCCAAGAAUGUCGAGGUCACCAUGACAGUCUACGACGAGGACGGAAAGAAACUGGAGAACGUGAUGUUCCCUGGUGCUGGAGACGAGGGCAUCUUGGAGUACAAGUCUGUCAUCUACUACCAGAUCAAACAGCCACGCUGGUUUGAAACCAUCAAGGUUGCCAUCCCCAUUGAAGACGUGAACCGAAGUCACCUGCGAUUCACCUUCCGCCACCGAUCAUCUCAAGAAUCCAAAGACAAAUCGGAGAAGAUAUUCGCCCUGUCGUUUGUGAAGCUGAUGAGGUACGAUGGGACGACCCUGAGGGACGGAGAGCACGAUCUCAUCGUAUACAAGGCGGAGGCUAAGAAGCUGGAGGACUCGUCUCUGUACCUGAACCUGCCUGCUACCAAGGUGGAGCUGGAGGAGAAGGGAUUGUCCACUACAGGGAAGGGUUCACACAACCUGGGCAACUGUACCAUCAGCAAGGACUCCUUCCAGAUAGCAACCCUGGUGUGUUCCACCAAGCUCACACAGAACGUGGAUCUGUUGGGCCUGCUGAAGUGGCGCUCCAACACCAGCCUCCUACAGCAGAACCUCCGACAGCUGAUGAAGGUCGAGGGAGGAGAGGUCGUCAAGUUUCUGCAGGACACCCUUGAUGCCCUGUUUAACAUUAUGAUGGAGAACUCAGACAGUGACACGUUUGACACCCUGGUGUUUGAUUCCUUGGUAUUCAUAAUUGGACUCAUUGCAGACAGAAAGUUUCAGCACUUUAACCCCGUCCUUGAGACCUACAUAAGGAAGCAUUUCAGUGCUACUCUGGCGUACACGAAGCUGACCAAGGUUUUGAAGAACUAUGUGGAGAAUGCAGAGAAGCUGACGGAACAGCUGCUGAAGGCCAUGAAAGCUCUGGAGUACAUAUUCAAGUUUAUAGUGCGUUCCAGGGUCCUCUUCAACCAACUGUAUGAGAACAAAGGAGAAGCAGACUUCAUGGAGUCCUUGAGGAAUCUCUUCACUUCCUUCAAUGACAUGAUGAACAUCAACUCUGAGAACACAGGCAUGGUGAAGGGCGCAGCGUUGAGAUACUGUCCCCACCAUUGAACUGACGUCAAACUGGUCUUCGAUCCCAAGGAGCUCAGUAAGCUGUUCACAGAGUUCAUUCUGAAGGUUCCUCUGGGUCGUCUGGUCAAACAGAAGCUGAACUGCCUCAUCGACAUCGUCCACAGUGAUCUCUUCACACAGCAUGACUGCCGGGAGAUCCUGCUUCCUCUGAUGACAGAACAGCUGAAGUUUCAUCUAGAGAACCAGGAGGAACUGGAGGCCUGCUGUCAGCUGCUGAGUAACAUACUAGAGGUCCUCUACAGGAAGGAUGUGGGUCCUACUCAGUGGCAUGUCCAGAUCAUCAUGGAGAAGCUCCUGAGGACCGUCAACAGAACAGUCAUCUCCAUGGGCAGAGACUCUCCUCUCAUUGUAAGUGACUCUUCUUCAAACCUCCCAAACCAACCUCAUGAACCUCCUAGAAGUCUCUUCCUACUUCUUCCCUACUCUACUGUGUCUGUGAAUCUGACAACCAGGAUUUCAGGAAAAACCCUGACAACUUCUGAUAAAAGUUUCUACAAUUUUGCAACUCUUAUCCUCCCUCUGCGACAUCAACUUCAAUCCACAGCACCGCAGAGCGAUAGAAACCUUGUUGUAAGUGAGUCGUCCCUCGACUCCCACAGCUUCAUGUAGAUUCAGUCCAAAGGU
Oncorhynchus nerka (sockeye salmon) is the source of this 2417-nucleotide messenger RNA. Its product is annotated as dedicator of cytokinesis protein 1-like. NCBI's taxonomy places the organism in Eukaryota, Metazoa, Chordata, Actinopteri, Salmoniformes, Salmonidae. The transcript has 20 exons. The record is from RefSeq and is a predicted model, not a curated record. Gene Ontology annotation, molecular function: guanyl-nucleotide exchange factor activity; small GTPase binding. Gene Ontology annotation, biological process: cell migration; myoblast fusion; small GTPase-mediated signal transduction. Gene Ontology annotation, cellular component: cytoplasm; plasma membrane.